Molecule: messenger RNA, 1074 nt
Organism: Eptesicus fuscus (big brown bat)
Lineage: Eukaryota; Metazoa; Chordata; Mammalia; Chiroptera; Vespertilionidae
Gene: SIX3
Product: SIX homeobox 3
Exons: 3
Coding region: 1-1074 (357 amino acids)
Biological process (GO): regulation of transcription by RNA polymerase II; brain development; eye development
Cellular component (GO): nucleus; transcription regulator complex
Molecular function (GO): RNA polymerase II cis-regulatory region sequence-specific DNA binding; DNA-binding transcription factor activity, RNA polymerase II-specific
Source: RefSeq, a predicted model, not a curated record
AUGAAUAUUUAUCCGCCGCUGCUUCUUGCUCCUGGUUUCCCUUACCUUGCCGCAGGUCAGUCCAUGGUAUUCCGCUCCCCCCUAGACCUCUAUUCCUCCCACUUCUUGUUGCCAAACUUCGCCGAUUCUCACCACCGCUCCCUACUUCUGGCGAGUAGCGGCGGCGGGACCGGUGCGGGAGGCGGCGGCGGCGGCACGGGCGGCGGCGGCGGCGGCGGGAACGGUGCGGGAGGCGGCGGUGCUGGCGGAGCAGGCGGCGGCGGCGGCGGCAGCGGCGGCGGCUCCAGGCCCCCCCCGGAAGAGUUGUCCAUGUUCCAGCUGCCCACCCUCAACUUCUCGCCGGAGCAGGUGGCCAGCGUCUGCGAGACGCUGGAGGAGACGGGCGACAUCGAGCGGCUGGGCCGCUUCCUCUGGUCGCUGCCCGUGGCCCCCGGGGCGUGCGAGGCCAUCAACAAGCACGAGUCGAUCCUGCGCGCGCGCGCCGUGGUCGCCUUCCACACGGGGAACUUCCGCGACCUCUACCACAUCCUGGAGAACCACAAGUUCACCAAGGAGUCCCACGGCAAGCUGCAGGCCAUGUGGCUCGAGGCGCACUACCAGGAGGCCGAGAAGCUGCGCGGCCGCCCGCUCGGCCCGGUGGACAAGUACCGCGUGCGCAAGAAGUUCCCGCUGCCGCGCACCAUCUGGGACGGCGAGCAGAAGACGCAUUGCUUCAAGGAGCGGACUCGGAGCCUGCUGCGGGAAUGGUACCUGCAGGACCCCUACCCCAACCCCAGCAAGAAACGCGAACUGGCGCAGGCCACCGGCCUCACCCCCACACAAGUAGGCAACUGGUUUAAGAACCGGAGGCAGCGCGACCGCGCCGCGGCGGCCAAGAACAGGCUCCAGCACCAGGCCAUCGGACCGAGCGGCAUGCGCUCGCUCGCCGAGCCGGGCUGCCCCACGCACAGCUCGGCAGAGUCGCCGUCCACGGCGGCCAGCCCCACCACCAGCGUGUCCAGCCUGGCGGAGCGCGUGGACACCGGCACCUCCAUCCUCUCGGUAACCUCCAGCGACUCGGAAUGUGAUGUAUGA